Tetrahymena thermophila SB210 is the source of this 1041-nucleotide messenger RNA. Its product is annotated as transcription factor apfi protein, putative. The record is from RefSeq and is a predicted model, not a curated record. The transcript is spliced from 6 exons. NCBI's taxonomy places the organism in Eukaryota, Ciliophora, Oligohymenophorea, Hymenostomatida, Tetrahymenidae.
AUGUUAAGACUUAGAUUAUUUGAUGCUUAUGAAAAGAUUUCAAUGACCUUUUUAGGGCCCUUAUACCGUAGAAUUGGUAAGAGCCUUGCCCAAACUGGUCUCAAUAUAUAAUAACCUUAUACUUCUGAUGAUCGUUUAGUGCCUUCUUUGAGAAAUAUUAGAGUUACUAACAAGAUUCCUUCUAUUAAUGAUAGCGAAUUUAUUGCACCAAAUAGCGUAGUUAUUGGUGAUGUUAUUACAAAGGAAGGUUCUUCAAUAUGGUAUGGCGCCACUCUUAGAGGUGAAUUAGGACCUAUUGAAAUUGGCAAAUAAACUGUUAUUUAAGAUUUAGUUAACAUUUAAUCAGGCAAAUAAAAUUAAAAAACUCAAAUUGGAGACAAUGUAUUUAUUGGACCUAACUCUUAUAUCCAAUCUUCUAAGAUUAAUGAUAAUUCUUUCGUUGGUAUGGGUUCCACUGUCUCUACCGGUUGCAAUCUCGCUUCUAACGCCGUUGUUGCUGCUGGUUCAGUUGUUCCUGAAAACACCCAAGUUCCUUCUAACCAAAUUUGGGCUGGUUCUCCUGCUCAAUACUUAAGAGAUAUUACUCCUGAAGAAAGAUAAGUUUUGUAAGAGCAUCACCAAGAAUGUGUCCAAUUAGCUCGUAUUCAUGCUGAAGAAACUGAAAAGAGCUUUAGAGAAGUCCUCAAUGACUUUGAUAGAAUUACAGCUGAAGCUGAAUACGAUCAUGAAUCUUUGGCUUUACAAAAGAUGAGAGACUUAGGUUUCCCCAUGGAAGGUGAAGAAGAAGAAUACAUUGAAUAAAGAGUAUUUAUGAGAGAACAAUUACCACCUCUUGAAAGUGAAUUCUGGAAGAAGAAUUAUGAUCCUUAUGAAUAGGAUUUAUUCCAUUUCCCUGAUAGUUUCAAAGCAUAUCAAUAAUAAUACAAAAGAUACGAUGAAGCUAAAAAAUACUUUGAAGAAAAUCCUAAUGUUGAAGCUACUAUCAUUGAUAGAGAAUUUAAGGAACCAACUAAUAAAAAACCUUGGACAAGAAAAUAUUGA